Messenger RNA from Dicrocoelium dendriticum, 864 nucleotides. The record is from the annotation of a GenBank genome assembly. NCBI's taxonomy places the organism in Eukaryota, Metazoa, Platyhelminthes, Trematoda, Plagiorchiida, Dicrocoeliidae.
AUGGACCCCCCAGCCGGCCGGUUCCCAGACACCCGGCUGACGAGCGGGACCGACCGAGCCCGCGCGAGCGUCCGUCCCCACCAGCAGCCCGACACGCGACCCCGUCGAUCGCGCCGCCGGGAGGGGAACGUCCCGAGGUCGCGCGACACGAGGACGCCCCCGGAGAGCCGCCCCGCGGCCCGAAACCGCGUAGCGCGGAGGGCUCCACUGCACGACGCGACCCCGAGGGGCGCCGGCGGACCGUCCUCGGACCGGGGCGCCCCGAGACCGGGAUACUCGACUCCCGCCCCCCCCCCUCCGACUGACCCGAAUGUGUGUGAGCUCCCCCCAUCGCCCGUCCGUGCGGCCAGGACCGCACCCGCCUACCCACUCGCCCGCCCUCCACGCGUCACGCGUCGGCACGCCCCAGGGCCCUGUCACCUACCCGCAUCCGCCCAAGCGCCCGAAGUGGCCCCAUCGCGGACCCUCCCUGAGGCGGCGCGUCAUGGACCGCCGACCGACACUCUCCGCGGCCCAGCUCGGAGCGAACCCCCAUCCGCGAGUCAGUGGGGGGACACCCGAGACGUGCGGGGGGCUGGUUCGGACCACCCUCCUGCGCGCGGCAACGCCCAACCUGCUGACCCGCGCCUUGCCGACCCUCGCGAAACUCCCGCCGCCCCCAGAGGGACGCCGGCAUACGGCGUCCGCCCGCCCCGUCGACGCCGUACGACCACACCGGCCCUCCCCUCGGAGGGGGGGAAACCGCCCGGACCUGCCCCCGCGAGUUGCCGCGUGGCCUCCGCCGCUCGCUCCGGGGAGCCUAUCCGCCACCCUCGACGCGCGACACAGCGCCAGCGGGCUGAGCCGCACAUGACCCCGAGCUAG